CAGUUGUUUUGAUUGUGUUGUUUGUUCUCGUUCCGCUGGUUAUCGUUUCUGUUUCGCUUGCUUGCUCAAGUGAACUUGUAAAUCAUUUGUAAAUUCAAUUAAAUCGUACCUGAACACACUUUUUGUUUUACAGAAGUUAUGAAUUAUUGACUGAUUUAAUUAGCUAUAUUCCUAUAAUGGAUCAAUCAGCAAAACAUUCUGAUGUCACUAUGAAGGAAGAUGAAAUAAAAUAUCUCCUGCACCUUCUAGAUGGCCUCACUGAAGAAAUAUUAGAGGAAUUUCUUCAGGCAUAUUAUGAUAUUGAAGAAGGGAAAAGUUGUGAAGGUCUAUCUGAAGAGGUACUCAAUUUCUUGAGACAAAAUCUUAAAAACAAUCCAGUAACCACCUCUAACAUUCUGACAUAUUUCAAGAAUAACUUAAAAAAUAAUUCUGAUAAAACAAAAAUUCUGGACCUAUACUUGGAAUCAUUAGAUAAUGAAUUAACAAACACUAACAGCGUUGACAAAUUAGUUAGCCUUAUCACAUUGAUGAAAUUAGAUGAUGAUUCUGUGCCGCAAUUCAAAGAAAUGGUUCUGAAACAUGUUUUUGGGGAACCAUUUAGACAACACUGGAAGCAAAUCCUUAUGAGUCUGAUGCCACAAGAGAGACCGGAACUGCUGAAAGUUGCUACAGAGUUGCUCCACAUAUGUGAGUCUCAGAAACCAUUCAAGUUGACCCCUGAGUAUAUGCUUGAACUAUGCUACCAGGAGCGUACACACUGGCUUCUGGAGGCCGCACAGGUCUACAAGCUGCAGCUGCUCGACAUGAAGAAUGUCACAUUCAAAAUAAACAACUUCACUAAACAGAUCCUUAUCAUGGUUCUGAUAGAACUAACCAAUAGCCCAGAAACAUAUGACUUGCCUUCCUUGAUACAUCAGUUGACAAAUAUAUUUUCAAUACUUGAAACAUACUCAACAAAUGAUGAACAACUGCAAUAUUAUAUGACAGAGGUCAGGAGAGAGCUGGCCAUAAUAAAAUUUUGUUUGGAAAACAACUGUAAAAUUAUGACAACAUCUGUAUUUAGCCAGAUAUUAACCCAGAGUGCUUUGGCUGUAAUAUCACAGCUGUGUAGGUUAUCAAAAGUAGACCGGUAUAAAGUAUCAAGACUGUUGAAUUCAAACAAUGACACACUCAAUGAACUGGUCAGUCUGGUGAAAAAAGGUAACACAAAACUGAACCACAAGCACAGAAUUAACUGGGACAUCUUGACAUACAACAGUUACUGUGCAAUAACGAAAAUAAUUGACACUAUAAUGACAUCAUCUGAGGCAAAUAGUGAUCGGCAAAAUGUAUCUCCAGCUUUAGAUGAAAUAAAGAGGUUGGUGCUAUCCAUCCAGCCUGUGCAGUACAGCAUAGAGGUCAUAGAAAACCUCUUCGCGUGUCUCUUCUUGAGGUACGAGUACUUCUCAUGUGAGGAGCACAGCCAGGACCUCCCUUGUGGCACUCACUCGGACUGUUCCUACUUCUACUCAAAGAAGCAGAGUAAAAAUCUGAAAAGAGCAAAGAGUUCGAGCGCCGGUUUCAUGUGCAACUCGUUGAUAACGCAAGUCAUCCUGAACACACUGAAGCUGUGCUUGGAGUCGAUAGAGGAGAAGUUGAGUGACGAGACGGUGGACGCGGCGGUGAUGACGAAGUUCAAGCACCUGGUGAAGGUGGUGAGCCACGCGCUGUGGAAGCUGCAGCUGGUGUCCACGCUCUCACCGGACACCAGCCAGCUGCCGCUCAAGCUAUGCCUCGACUACGUGGACGCGGUCGACAGCAGCGGGGACGACGAACAGGAAACGGAAGUCAAGACUUUCCGGAAGAAAACCAGGUCGAAGAGAAAAGGCGCGAACCCGAAAUCUAGCUCCACCGGCGACCAAGUGAUGUUGACCUCCACUAUCUCGGCUAACGGGGAUGGUUACGUGACCACUCAGGGGACCACCAUAGACUUCAUAUCUCUGAUGCUGGCGAAGCCGAACUGCCUGGUCGCGCUGGCGCUUUACCACAACGACUUCUCGAAGGCCAACCAGAUUAUUGAGAUGUUCGACCUAGCGGAUGCGGAAAUCGCUACAGAAGUUACAUUCACAGAACAACUACGCCAUCUAGUAGCGAAAAUAAAGAACAUAAUUUACUACAAAGACGACACUCGGUACCCGGCCAAAGAGCUUUCCAAGCUUUCAGUGGUGUCGACUGAAGUCAUGGGCUUGGUCGAAGGGUUCCUCGCGUCAAACCGAUCUCCAAACUCGUUCGAUAUUCACGAGCUGGCCACCAGGCACCCGCACCUGCAGCUCUACAGCCACCAGAACGCGCCCUUCAUGAAUGCCGUGGACAUCCUACUGAGCAGUGGCCUCAACAGAGAAAUCACCUACGGCCUCAUCAAUGUCGUCGAAAGAAAGCUAGCGGAAGUACGAACCUCAACAGAUGUCACUGUCGUUAAGAAAACAAACUACAUCCGGUUUGUUGAAGACAUCGCCAGUGUUACGUUCGAAAUAUUCGGCAACACCGAAAAAGCGUUCGACUUCGUCAACAACAUUUGCGGGUUGAUCACAGAUUGCCGGAUCCCCAUCAAACACAAGGAGUUCUGUAAAUUGAAUCAACUCUCUAAAGAGAUGAGAAAAUGCUGUGACGACCUCUCCGAUAUAGUGAACGCCAAAGAAACAACUGAAAUAGACGCUAAUCUACUUCAGAAGUAUCAUCAGAUAUACAUGAACGUAGUGGCCGCGUCAGACAAAGACCUCUGCAAUGUGGGCGAGGUCUGCAAUCAGGGAAACAAGAAGACGAGAACACAUUACCUGAGAAUGUGCUACAUGUACUGCAAGACUGUAGCUCAGUUAGAAAUGAGCGAUAACAAAUCGAGUGACUCCAACAACGACACCCCAUACUUCGCCAUCUUGGAGAAGCAUCUGCACGACAUAUUCGGCAACAUGAUCAAUAACAAGGAGAUGCCGGUGACGGCGCUGGAGCCUAUCUGCAGGAAACUCAACGUCAACUUGAUACCGAAACUCAUCCUGAACUUCUGUCCUCCUAUUCCUCUCGGGAACGCCCAUAAAGAAGCUUCGGAAGCGAACUUCAACAACUUGCUGCAAGCGGUGUAUGAGUUUAAGAACACAGAGGAGAAUUUGUUCGUGGAGCCGGUAGCGAGCCUGGCGCCGCCGCCGCGCGCGCCCGACGCUCAGUGCCUCACCUACAUCGUGAUGCACAACUGGGUCCUUGCUCAUAUAAUCAAGAAGAUCCACUCGCCGCCUGGCGACGCCCUGACGCAAAGCACCGACGCACGGACUAAAUACAUCAAUAAUUAUAUGGAGCUGGAAAGAUUCAACUAUCUGAAAGUCUUGUUCGACAAUAACAAGUAUCUGGCGUCGCUACACACGACCAUCGACUUGGAUGAGCUGUUCCAGUACAUGCCCAAGUUGAUCGAGUCCGGGAAAUUACUGAAAUGUCUGAAUAUUAUAGAUGCUUUGUCGGAGCAACAGCUGAAUUCAAGCGCAAACCUGAAAAACUUGAGAGACUUGAUUUUGUUAAAGCUGGCUAUUAACCCGAGAAUUGAGAACAACUGGAAGUACUGCGAGCAUCUGAAGUGUCCCGAGUUGAAAGUGGACUUGAUACUGAACAACCUGUGCUGUUGGCCGCCAGAGGGCGCCAUGGAGGUGCUCGAUUAUUUGCGCUUUCUGCUGGAUGAUGUCGUGUUGGAUGACGGACUGUUCGACAAGUGCACGGGCUGGAUGGCCAAGAUCCCGCUUUAUGACCAGAUUGCACCAAUAAUGGGUGUAAAUCACUGGUACAAAAUCUAUGAAAAGUCUAUGGAGUGUCCAGAGGAGAUAAUCGAAGCCUUAAUGGAUAGCCAACAGUUCAAGCUGUGCCUGGAGUGGGCGGACGUGCACGAGGUGUCCGACAACAUGAAGUGCCUGAUCAUCGUGAGCCUCCUCCGUCAGCUGUUCGAGUACCCGGCGCAGGCCACGCCCCUUCUCGUGCGCACGCUUCUUACCCGCCUCCCAGUGUCUCAGGCUGUAGACUUCGUGCACGACGAAAUGAACAAAGUCAGAAACGUCGAGAUCCUACAAGUCUGCGUUGACUUCAUAUCCGAAAACUCCUCUGACUACAAAGCGUUCGAAAACAUCAAAAUUGGCCUCCUGAUUAUGCUCGAAAUAGAUCCGAAUCUGAGGCCGCUGUUCUGGGAGCUGAUUGAGAAGCCGCUGCUGAUGCUCGAGCAGUUCCUCAUGAACGCUAAGCUGGAGGCGCUCACGACCAUCAUCAACAAGAUAGUUCCACAUCUAAAGAAAGACCCGUCCGGCGAUAAUCUUUACUACAACAUCAAAUCGAUAGAAAGCGUAAUAAUAUCGCGGAACGCCGUGGACGCUCUGCUGAGGUUCUAUGCCGAAAAAGCGUUAGACAUGAAGAAUCCUCGGAACAAUUAUACUCCGCCGCCGAGGCCGUCAGACGAGUCGCUUCUACAGUCCAUAGACUCGAUAAACAUAGAGGCUUCGGCUAAGCCGUUUAUAAUGCCGGAGCAAGUUCCCAGCAAGGAGCAGUGGGUGGGAGACUAUUCUGCAGACAAGUGCAUGUUGUGCCACACGUCUAUCUUCUCUAUGAUCAUCAGGAGGCACCACUGCCGGCGCUGCGGGCGGCUCAUUUGCCACGCGUGCUCUAGACAUCGGAUGCAGGUGCCAACAUACCCGAGCGGCGUCAAGUUCCGUGUGUGCGACGACUGUUUCACACAAACAUUGAACAAGCGUCCGUCCUCCGACGCAGACAACAUAAUGAUCAGCAGUAACUCGGAGUCUCUGGGCAGCGGAGUCACUUGUAUGGACUGGUGCUUGUCGACGAACGCUAAAAGAAAUGAGGCGGUGCGAAAUGAGUUCAGCUACGAAUUCACGCCCAACGUGACGCUUUGCCUGUCCGUUAUGAAGAUGCACUCGAUCAAUUUGGAUUACCCGAGAUUCCUACUAGACCGCAGCGACGAGGUGGCGCGCGAGGUGCCGGCGGGCGGCGACGCGCGCAUGCUGGUGCGGGCGCGGCGGUCGCUGCUGCUGGCGGCGGCCGAGCUGUACUCGAGGACGCCGCAUGAGAAGGGCGCGGAGGGCGCGGCGGCGGCGCGGGUGGCGGAGGCGGGCGCGCUGCACGCGUCGCGCUGUCUCGCUCACGCCGACGCGAUGGCCACGCUCGUCACUCACGCCGCGCAGCAACUGUUGCCUCAGCAGGGGAUACAUCCUAGCCACAUAGUCCGCUCUCUUCUCGAGGCGGAGAAGUGGGAGUUGGCCCUGGAGAUCGCGACGAAGGCGGGGCUGGGGCGGGGCGGCGUGCUGGCGGCGUGGGGCAAGGCCGCCCUGCGCGCCGGCUGCUACAGGCUUGCGCGGGACAAGUUCGCACUCUGCUUCAAGAAUACGCCGCAGUUGAACCUGUGCACCGAGGUGACGGAGGAGUGCGAGUACGGGCGGGAAGCUUCGGAAGUCACCUCGCCGUUUGUUAAUAGAAGACUGCACAGCCUGCGCUACUCGGAGCGCUCGACGUCGGGCUCGAGCCAGCAGUCGGACGGCCGGCAGCGCGCCUCCCCGCCGCUGCUGAGCGAGAUCGUGGCGCUGCUCGAGGACAUGAACUACCCCGUCAACCAACACCUGCUGGCUAGGGCUGACACUAUCAAGUCGACCAACGAAAAGCUGACGACAAUGAACACGGGAAAAAAGAAAAUAACUCUCACAGAGCCCGCCCUGAACAUUAUGCACACCCUGGCCAGUGUCAAAAAGAUCAAGCAGGGAGACUACAGCGACUUCCAGACAGCCACCGUGCAGCCCAAGAAGAGCCUAGCACAGGGCCUGUUGCGUAGGAACAACAACCACCCCGAACCAAAAGUUGACCAUCAGAAUAAGAAACUGGACCCGUUCUUCUACAAAGAAUGCGUGUAUUACCUCAGCAACUAUGGGUCGCAUGUGGCGAAUAUAGCGUUCUACAUGAAACACAGCAGUUUGGCGGAGGUGCUCAAGUACUGUUAUGAUAAUCUGGUGGACAGAGAGACCUUCACUGACUCCGUGUACAUGGAGUGCUUGAAGAAGGACAAAGUGAACGAGCUCAUGAAAGUCAUGAGCGAUAUGGACGCCAGUUUGGAGACUUGGGGCGAGUACAUAACCCACAUAUGCCGCACACUCGAAACAAGCGGGCGUCUCGACGCGCUAUACGGCGUACAAUGCGCCUCCCACCAACACGCGCGCGCCGCCGCGACCUGCGCUCGGGCCUACGCGCGCCCCGUGCCGCGGGGGGCGCCGUUCCAGGCGCUGCUGGCGAGAAACCAUAGGUUGGCGUCAGCGCUGCAUCAUCUGUCGCAUUGCGUGCCUACUACUAACAAAUCAAAUGAAUCCAAAUCCUUCCACCUGUUCCUGGACAAAGCCACCAUAGACAAGCACAUGACGACGAUAUCUCGACAAAUAGAGCUGGCCAAGUUUCUCGCGGCUUGCGAAGCCAACAACCGAGUGCCUGAGAAAUUAGUCAACGAAGUGAUACCGCUACCGAUGGAGGAACCAAAGAGUAAAGACAUACGGCCUCUGACGCUGUUCGGGUCGAAUACGGAUAGGAUACGGCUAGUGGCGAUCGUGCUGGUGGCUGGGCAGUCCGUUGAAGAAGGAUUCGGUUUAGCUUUUAGAAUAAUAACGGAGAACAAGCUGGACUCGAUGAGCGUGUACACGCACGUGGCACGCUACCUCGUGCACGCGGACCGGUUCACCGACGUGAAGCAGCUCGCGCGGUGCAUUAGAGCUUCCAAGGAGACUGCUGCUAACCUUAUGAGCGACCAGGUGCUGGAGACGGGCGUGUCGGCCGUGGUGGCGCGCUGCGACGCGCGCGGGCAGCUGCACGACGAGCAGGCCGAGAUACUCAUCGAGGACGUGCACAGCAUCAGCAUCAAGAUCUCAUGUUACCUGGUGUGCCGCAUCCUGACCACGGCGUACAUCCUGGCGGCGCGGCACGACCGCGGCAACGACCUGCGCCGCGUGUUGCACGAGGCAGAGCGCCUCGGCCACGACCAGAUCCGCAGCGCCUGCCUCAAGCGACUCACCACCAAGAAUGUCAACCUGUAGAAUUGCCCCGAAAUUCAGAGAGCUUUUUGACACUUUACAAUAGGUUUAAAAUGGAUGUUCUGAUUUGGUUCUGAUAUACCUACGAAUUUCAACUUUUUGACUUACGUGAAGAGUCGAAAUUCAUGUGUUUCCAAGUCAAUUUUAACCUUGUUGUCAAUUUAAAAUACGGUCUAUGAAUUUGAGCGUUGGGCUACAGUCGACAAAGUAAAAGCUGCUAACGUCAUGUCCAUCGGUACAUACAUAAUUCAUAAGCUCUACACGGUUACGAUUGUCACUCUCAUGACAAAACUAGCUGUUUUUACGCCAUGUAUAUUUUUGGAUCUAUCUAAAGAGAUAAGACGCUGCGUUACCAGAAUGAAAACUAUUGUACGCGGUACGCGUAACUGGCUAACAAUUUGCCUACUGGGAAUGUGGUAGGUAGCUAAUGCUUUUAAAUCUAUAUCCUAUAGGUACCCUUUGUGAUAUUAAUAAAUGUAGGUAUUAAGAGUAUCAAUAUAGUUUGACUAAGAUCUUUGGCGCUAAACUAGUCAAGUUAAAUUAAUGUGGU
Plutella xylostella (diamondback moth) is the source of this 7632-nucleotide messenger RNA. RefSeq names its product zinc finger FYVE-type containing 26 spastizin (gene Sptz). Gene Ontology annotation, biological process: regulation of cytokinesis; mitotic cytokinesis; double-strand break repair via homologous recombination. Lineage: Eukaryota; Metazoa; Arthropoda; Insecta; Lepidoptera; Plutellidae. The record is from RefSeq and is a predicted model, not a curated record. Gene Ontology annotation, molecular function: metal ion binding; phosphatidylinositol-3-phosphate binding. Gene Ontology annotation, cellular component: lysosomal membrane; centrosome; midbody.